Messenger RNA from Arvicola amphibius (Eurasian water vole), 2313 nucleotides. RefSeq names its product tripartite motif containing 67 (gene Trim67). The transcript has 10 exons. NCBI's taxonomy places the organism in Eukaryota, Metazoa, Chordata, Mammalia, Rodentia, Cricetidae. Gene Ontology annotation, molecular function: protein binding; zinc ion binding. Bases 1 to 2313 code for a protein of 770 amino acids. The record is from RefSeq and is a predicted model, not a curated record.
AUGGAGGAGGAGCUGAAGUGCCCGGUGUGCGGCUCCCUAUUCCGGGAGCCCAUCAUCCUGCCCUGCUCUCACAAUGUCUGCCUGCCGUGCGCUCGCACCAUCGCGGUUCAGACCCCAGACGGCGAGCAGCACCUGCCCCCGCCGCUCUUGCUUUCGCGGGGUGCAGCCGCCGCCGCGCCCCCUCCGGAUCAGGACGCUGCAGCCGGCGCGACCUGCGGAGGCGCCGGAGCUAGCACAGCUGGAGGCCUGGGCGGCGGGGCGGCCGGUGGUGGAGACCACGCGGACAAGCUGAGCUUGUACAGCGAGACUGACAGCGGCUAUGGUUCCUACACCCCCAGCCUCAAGUCUCCCAACGGAGUCCGCGUGUUGCCUAUGGUGCCUGCACCCCCAGGCUCUUCUGCCGCCGCGGCCCGGGGCGCUGCCUGCUCCUCACUCUGCUCGUCCUCCAGCUCCAUCACCUGCCCGCAAUGCCACCGCAGCGCGUCACUGGAUCACCGCGGCCUGCGAGGGUUCCAGCGCAAUCGACUGCUGGAGGGCAUAGUGCAGCGGUACCAGCAGGGCCGUGGGGUUGUUGCUGGAGCGUCUGCAGCCCCGGCGGUGGCCAUCUGCCAGCUGUGCGACCGCACCCCACCGGAGCCGGCAGCCACUCUCUGCGAGCAAUGCGACGUGCUCUAUUGCGCCACCUGCCAGCUCAAGUGCCACCCGUCCCGGGGCCCCUUCGCUAAGCAUCGGCUAGUUCAGCCGCCGCCGCCGCCAGCACCCCCAGAGGCUACCCCUGUUUCAGCAGGCACAUCCACCGCCCCCAGCGCAGGAGGAUGCAGGAGCCCAGGGGGUGCCGGGGCCAGCGCACCUCGAAAGUUCCCCACAUGCCCCGAGCACGAAAUGGAGAACUACAGCAUGUACUGCGUGAGUUGUCGGAGCCCGGUGUGCUUCCUGUGCCUGGAGGAAGGCAGGCAUGGCAAACACGAGGUGAAGCCGCUGGGGGCAACGUGGAAGCAACACAAGGCCCAGCUGUCUCAGGCCUUAAAUGGGGUUUCAGAUAAGGCCAAAGAGGCAAAGGAGUUUCUGGUUCAGCUCAAGAACAUACUGCAGCAGAUCCAGGAAAAUGGAUUGGACUAUGAAGCUUGCCUGGUGGCCCAGUGUGAUGCUCUGGUGGACGCACUGACCCGGCAGAAAGCCAAGCUGCUCACCAAGGUGACCAAAGAGAGGGAGCACAAGCUGAAGAUGGUUUGGGACCAGAUCAAUCACUGCACACUGAAGCUGCGCCAGUCCACAGGCCUGAUGGAGUACUGCCUGGAGGUGAUCAAAGAAGAUGACCCUUCUGGGUUCCUGCAGAUCUCAGAUGCCCUGAUCAAGCGUGUACAGGUGUCUCAGGAGCAGUGGGUCAAAGGUGCGCUGGAGCCCAAAGUAUCUGCGGAAUUUGACCUGACUUUGGACAGCGAGCCGCUGCUGCAAGCCAUCCACCAGCUGGAUUUCGUCCAGAUGAAAUGUAGGGUGCCACCUGUACCCCUGCUGCAGCUGGAGAAGUGCUGCACCCGCAAUAACAGCGUCACCCUGGCCUGGAGGACACCGCCCUUUACCCACAGCCCAGCUGAUGGCUACAUCCUGGAGCUGGACGAUGGCGAUGGGGGGCAGUUCCGGGAAGUAUAUGUCGGCAAGGAGACCCUGUGCACCAUUGACGGGCUCCACUUCAACAGCACCUACAAUGCCAGAGUCAAAGCCUUCAACUCCUCUGGCGUCGGGCCCUACAGCAAGACCGUGGUCCUGCAGACCUCUGAUGUGGCCUGGUUCACUUUUGACCCCAACUCUGGUCACCGGGACAUCAUCUUAUCUAAUGACAACCAGACAGCCACCUGCAGUAGCUAUGAUGACCGGGUGGUGCUAGGCACAGCUGCGUUCUCCAAAGGCGUGCACUACUGGGAGCUGCACGUGGACCGCUAUGACAACCACCCAGACCCUGCCUUCGGGGUGGCCAGGGCCAGCGUUGUCAAGGACAUGAUGCUGGGCAAGGACGACAAGGCCUGGGCCAUGUACGUGGACAACAACCGCAGCUGGUUCAUGCAUUGUAACUCACACACCAACAGGACUGAAGGCGGAGUGUGCAAGGGGGCGACUGUGGGCGUGCUGCUGGACCUGAACAAGCACACACUGACCUUCUUCAUCAAUGGGCAGCAGCAGGGCCCCACAGCCUUCAGCCACGUGGAUGGGGUCUUCAUGCCUGCCCUCAGCCUCAACCGAAAUGUGCAGGUCACCCUGCACACGGGACUGGAGGUGCCAACAAACCUUGGACGGCCCAAGCUGUCAGGCAACUAG